Molecule: messenger RNA, 2302 nt
Organism: Chiroxiphia lanceolata (lance-tailed manakin)
Lineage: Eukaryota; Metazoa; Chordata; Aves; Passeriformes; Pipridae
Gene: ISOC1
Product: isochorismatase domain containing 1
Exons: 5
Coding region: 66-935 (289 amino acids)
Cellular component (GO): cytoplasm
Source: RefSeq, a predicted model, not a curated record
CGGCGGGAGGAGGAGCGGCGCGGACCGCAGCGAGCUGGCGGGGCUCGGCGCGGCGGUCCCUGAAGAUGGCGGCGGCGGAGCCGGGCGCUGCUCCGGGCGGCGGCGGCGGCUCCGUGCCCGUCCUCUUCUGCUUCUCCGUCUUCGCGCGGCCCUCCAGCGUGCCCCACGGCGCCGGCUACGAGCUGCUGAUCCAGAAGUUCCUCAGCCUGUACGGGGACCAGAUAGACAUGCACCGCAAGUUCGUGGUGCAGCUCUUCGCCGAGGAGUGGAGCCAGUACAUCGACCUGCCGAAGGGCUUCCUGGUCAACGAGCGCUGCAAGGUGCGCCUGGUCCCGCUGCAGAUCCAGAUUACUACUUUGGGCAACCUGACGCCCUCAAGCACCGUUUUCUUCUGCUGUGACAUGCAAGAGCGAUUCCGGCCUGCCAUCAAAUACUUUGGCGAUAUCAUCAGCGUGGGUCAACGACUGCUCCAGGGUGCACGGCUCUUAGGAAUUCCAGUUAUUGUGACUGAACAGUAUCCCAAAGGUCUUGGCAGCACUGUGCAAGAAAUUGAUUUAACAGGAGCUAAACUUGUGCUUCCCAAGACAAAAUUUUCAAUGGUGUUGCCAGAAGUUGAAGCAGCAUUAGCAGAGAUCCCUGGAGUCCGCAGUGUCGUCCUGUUUGGAGUAGAAACUCAUGUCUGCAUCCAGCAAACAGCACUGGAAUUGAUUGGCAGAGGUCUGGAAGUUCAUAUUGUAGCUGAUGCCACCUCAUCCAGAAGUAUGAUGGACAGAAUGUUUGCUCUUGAACGUCUCGCUCGUACUGGAAUUAUAGUUACUACUAGUGAAGCCAUAUUGCUGCAGCUGGUUGCUGAUAAAGAACAUCCAAAAUUCAAAGAAAUCCAAAAUCUCAUUAAGGCAAGUGCCCCUGAGUCAGGGCUCCUUUCCAAAGUUUAAAGCGAAUGUGGAGGAAGCUGAUCUCACUGUCCUCUUCAAAGAGGAAGCAGAGUUGUAAGCGCACAUGUACACCUUCUUUCGCUCAAAGUUUGGUGGAAGUGUAAAAAUAAAAGUUGACAUACUCGUGCUUGCCUUAGCAAAAUUGUCUGGUCGUACAUCUGAGUGCCAGUGUGUUCUGUUUAGUUACAGCUGUCAGGGGUUUUGGGUAUCAUAAGACCCCUUUGUUGUCAAAUUUCCGUAUUUAUUUAAAAUAAAGGAGAAAAACUAACAGAGGUGCCUACUAGUCCAUACUAUACACUGAUUGUAACAGAUCCAAAAAAUGCAUAAUUCUGUGACACCUCUUGAUUGUGCGCUUUGUACAAGUGUUCUGUGAUACUCUGUUUUACUUUUGUAUUAGUAGAAGAUAAUUAUGUGUUGGAUAAAUGUGAUGUGAUACGCUUUAAUGUUCUAUGUAAAUGAAGUAUUUUAAUAGGGCAUAAGUUAAAACUGAGUAAGAUAUAUGGAUUACACGUGCGCUUUUGUUCUCUAGGAUAAAAUUUAGGCACUUUGCUUCAUAGGCAAGACAGAUAAAUCAAGCAGCAGCUGAUGUUUGAUUGUCCUAGGUAGCUGAAGCCUGCAUCAUGACUUUUGAAUAUACUGAAAUUGACUGCCCAAGACUGUACUUUACUGAAGUGUAUACAGACAGAAAACUGUCACGUCCUGAGUUCUUUAUAAACAACUGGUGUAAAGUCCUUCAGAACCUGAAAAUAUUACAAAAAUUUUAAAUUGGCAGUGCUAAGGGGAUGUUUAACAAUGAAAACUUUUUCAGGUUCGAAUGCUAAAUCUACUACUACAUUUAGAUUUAUUUUGCCUUUUUCUUUUUUUAUACCGCAUUUUAGUUAGAUUGAAUAAUUCUAUCCAAUUUAUUCAAGUGGGCUCUGAAACAAACCUCAGCCUCUCUAGGUUUUUGCGCUUUUUUUGUGGGCUGCAGUUGGGUGGAGUUUGAAUAGCAUCUGGUCUAAAAGCAUUCUUUAGAAAAAUAGCAUCUUUACCUUAAUGAUACAUAUAUUUUCUAUCUAGAACCAAUCUUUUAACAUGUGAUUGUUCAGAAACGCACUUCCUUCAUGUUCUAGGGGAUUAAAUAAUGUUGUAUAAAGUUUACAGUUUGCCUGAGACAUUUAUUUUUUUAAAAGAGUACUAGAAGAUGUCAUGCUUAACACUAAUCUUUUUGGUAGAAAACCAAUUAGAGUACAUGUGUUGGUUUAAAUUGCUUAUUUUCCCCACAAGAUGGCUCUAAAAGAAUUGUUUCAUAAAUAAGAAUUGUUUCCAUUGUUUCAUAUAACCUUUAUAUGUUCAAAACAAAUAAAGAGUUAACAUUUGCUCUCUCU